UGUAAUUUACAUGUUUAAAAUAGACUUUUAUCAGUUUAGUAACAUGUUUAUAUUCUGGAUUUUUAUUCUCUGUCUGACUUUCAUCGUCUGGACUCCGGUUGAAGGUCAGUCUGAGGUGAUUGGGUCAGCUCAGCCAAUCAUCGCUUCUCCAGGUGAUGAUGUCAUCCUGCCAUGUCACCUGGACCCUGAGUUCAACGUGAAGGGGCUGACGGUGGAGUGGUCGAAGCCCGAUCUGAAGCCCGACCCCUCAGAUCGGCUGAGUCGGGUCGCGUACGUCCAUCUUUACCGGCACAGACAGGAAGUCCCCGACAUGAAGAUCCCAGCGUACCUCAGCAGGACGGAGCUGUUCACAGAUGAACUGAAGCGCGGAAACAUUUCACUCAAGAUCAUGAACGUGACGCUGGCAGAUGAAGGGAGAUACAGAUGUUUGGUUCCCAAGUUGAAGAGCGGAGUGAAGUUUGCAAUUGUUCGACUUGUUAUUGUUGAAUCAAAGUCUGAUGAAACCUGGACAACAGAGACGCCGCUGCAUCUCCAAACUCCUGAUCCAACGGAUGAGCCGGAUGUAGAAGGUGGUCGUCACAGUCGGAGCGCUCUGAUCUCAACUGUGGUGGUUUUCUGUGUCUUACUAAUCUUUGGUGGUCUAGUUGGUGGAUAUUUAUUUAAACAAAGGCGUCAAAAACCAAAUCAUCUGAAGAAUGAUAACGCCUUACUCAAACCAGUCUAGCUGCCUUGCUCAAAGGUACUUUACUGGCUGGUGUUAAAGGAGAUGAGAGCGUUAAACUCACUCUGAUCUUUCUGGGGAUUUCAACCGGACACAUGUGGACUCACUGGAUCAGCAUUAGGGGGGUUUCUACAGUGGAUACAAGCUCAAAUCAUGUGCUGAGAAAAUGAUGCAAGUGCUUCUCAGCUGAAGCUCUUAGAUGGAUCCUGGCUGGAGGAAUGCUGAUCCUCAAAGUGACAUUUAAAAAAAAAAAAGAAGCACCGUCUGACCUAAACACAAUUGAUUCAGGUCCAGAAAUUACAACCUGGAGAAGAACUGUGCCAGAACUCUUAAUCAACAUGAUUGACAGCGGCAGGAUCGCUUUGCAUUGAAAAACUCUGAACAUCUGUGGCAGCACUUUAAACUUUACACCUCGUCCAUCAUUUCCAACUUUAACCUUGUUGGUUGAUGGGCAACCAGAGGCGACCUCAAAGAGACCCACGAAUAAGAAGAGAAAGGUUUCAAUGCUUCAUAAACUUUUCGUCAGGGUCUAAAUAUCCUUCUCUGGAGGAGGAUGAUUAUCAGAUUUAUUUUGUGUUGAACAGUCUUUUCUGGGACUUUCUGGCUCGUCAGAGAAAUACGAGUUAAAAACGUUUAAAUAUGAACUCACUUGAUGGAAGAAAGUCUUAUUAGCAACAAGCUUGGGGAGGGAGAAACGUCAAACUGCUUUAAAGUUUUUUGUGACUUUACAGCCACCUGAUUUUUUUUUUUCCAGCUUUUAAAGUUGCAAAGAUUUUCUUUCAUCCAUUGACUUUGAUAUUUUCAACAUUCUUCCACUGAAACAUUUUCUGCUCUGAGAUUUAACUGAAAGUUCCAAGAAAUAUCAACACAGGACUGUGAUAUGUAGUAAAAAGAGGAUUUUGCUGCAAUUUUCAACAUUUUGUGACGUUACUGUGAUCUGAGCUCCAGUUUACUUAACUAUAACUGGAGGAAGAAUAUUGUUUUUAUGUAUUUAUGUUAAGUGAUCCUGAACAUUACAACCAAGAAAUUUCAUUUCUUUCGACUGUUAUAAAUCCUAAUUAACAUAAAAAAUACAGAAUAAAAUAUAGAAUUUGAGUUUUGGCACAUGUGAGUUCAGAGCUGAAUUUUCCUCAUAAAGUUCAUUUCAAGUUAAAACGCUCUCCGCUCCCUUAACAUCAACUGUCAAAGUACCUUUGAGCAGGGCAGUUAUAUAUUCUCAUAUUAUUCAUUUCAAUGAUUAUUAUUUCUACAAUAAAAGAUUUUGUUAAAUGUUGAUCAUUAAACUACCUUUUGCACUUUAAAACAGUUAUUGUUACCUCUUGUCAUGCUGGUGUGACACUUGAAAAGAACAAAUCAAAGUACAUUUGAGUUUUUUUCAUCUAUUAAAUUCUUUUUGGGGAUGUCAUUCUGUUAUUGUGACCUGUAUUACAAGGACAUUUUUCAAAUUUUACAUUCUUUAAAAUUUGAAAUCUUUAAAAUCACCACUGUUAGAUGAAUAAAGUAGGUACAAGUUGUCAAAUAAAUCAUAUUUUUAAAUGA
Molecule: messenger RNA, 2260 nt
Organism: Thunnus maccoyii (southern bluefin tuna)
Lineage: Eukaryota; Metazoa; Chordata; Actinopteri; Scombriformes; Scombridae
Product: CD276 antigen-like
Exons: 6
Coding region: 11-724 (237 amino acids)
Source: RefSeq, a predicted model, not a curated record